AUGUCCUGGAGGGGGCGGGUACAGGAGCGCGGACAAGGACGAGGAAAGGGCCGAACACGCCAAGGAGGAGUCGGAGGCGCUGGCGCUGGUGGAGGCAUCUUUGCCGGCAAGGCGGGCACUGCCAGCAUACUGUUGGCAUUUCUGGCAGCUGUCAGCUUUCGUGGCAUGCGAGCGCCGCUGGCCGCCUAUGCAGCACCGAUGGGUGAAAACGCAUCGCUAAUUACGCCACCAACGACGAGGACAACCACAACGCCGCUGGCGACGGGAUCACACAGUGUCCUCUUGAUGGGAACUGGCAACAGUUUUCAACAGGGGGAGGAGACAACCGUAAUGGGGGAGUCCUGGAGUGAAAGACCCGAUACGGCGACACUGACAAAGGGAUUCUCGAUUCCUACCUAUUUGCCACCUUUUCCGGACUUCAUUCCCGCCGAUUUGCCGCACCUGCAGCGGAACGCACCUGCCAGUCCAAGUCCGGCGGAUGCCAGUCCCAAGCAGACUAACGAGCAGCAAUUCCAAACCCAAUCGCCAUCCCAGUCGCAGCCCAGAUUACACGCCUACGACAGCGAACAAAAGAAGCUGCAGCUGCGACGCGAAAAGGAGCUGGCCAAGGAGCGGGAGUUGCUGCCACGGCGCCUCCUCAGCCUGCCCCCGCUGAAUGCCACCGUCCAAGCUGGCCAGCAUGCCUAUCUGCCCUGCAAGCUCAACCAGCACUCGGGCAAGCCCCUCUCAUGGGUGCGUUUGCGGGAUGAACAUAUCAUUGCGGUGGAUCACACAACCUUCAUCAACGACGCCCGCUUCUCGUCCCUGCUCCAAUCAGCGGCAACGGCAACAUCGGCGACCACCGCAGUCGGAGCUCCACCUCCGAGUCAACGCGUCACCGCGGAGGCCCCUGCCCACUUGAAUGGCUCCAGCCACGACGUCAUGGCUGGGGAGCGGGGCAACGGCAGUAGCCUGAGCUGGACACUGCAAAUCAAGUACGUGAAGCUGGAUGACGCCGGAUGGUACGAGUGCCAAUUGGCAACUGAGCCCAAAAUGAGCGCCAAGGUGCAACUGUUUGUGAUAACACCACGUACCGAGCUAAUUGGGGAUCGACAGCGCUUUGUGAAGGCUGGGAGCAAAGUAGAGAUGCACUGCAUCGUGCGUGGCACCCUGGAGGCGCCCAAGUACAUAUUCUGGUAUCGGGGCGACCAACAGGUGACUGCCAAAAACGAGGCCAGUGGGUCCCAGAACGGAUGGUAUACGCAAAUCGAUAGAAAUAUCUUCGGCAGCACUGAGCAUAACAGGAAUACGAUUGGUUCUCUGGUUAUUCCUCUGGUGCGGAAAAUACACUCCGGCAAUUAUACGUGUGAGCCGGAGAACAGUGCGGCCGUGUCCAUGCAACUGCAUGUCCUGAGCGGGGAGUACUCCGCCUCGGCCAUCAAGUCAACAGCGGCUGGCCUCUUCAGACUCGGACACGGAUACAGAAGCCUCCACCAGUGGCUUAUCUUCCUACUGGUGGCUUUGAACAAGACAUGAGGGGUAGUCCCAAUAAGCGUUUGAAGGAAAUCACUGAAAUAACAAUCCGACGGGGUGUUUUGUCUAAGACAUUAGUUUAAUUUUUAGGUAAAAAUAGCACACGAAGCUCUCACAACACAUGGACAUGUUUAUUCCGCUGACACUUUUUAAAGUCUAAGCUCAACUUUCCGAAUAUUAAUGAAGAUUUUUCUACAGAUUCUAGACAUAAUUAAUAUGUUUUCCUUUUGCAUAAGAUUAGGUCUAGUGUACUAAGCAUUAAGCUAAGCAUCUGAUUCCGAGUAACGAAAAUUAAUUUGUUAUUUGCGUAAAUAAAGCCUAAGGCGUCUUAA
Drosophila bipectinata is the source of this 1844-nucleotide messenger RNA. RefSeq names its product defective proboscis extension response 16 (gene dpr16). Gene Ontology annotation, biological process: synapse organization. The record is from RefSeq and is a predicted model, not a curated record. Lineage: Eukaryota; Metazoa; Arthropoda; Insecta; Diptera; Drosophilidae. Gene Ontology annotation, cellular component: neuron projection membrane.